CAGUGAUCCAGUGACUGCAGAAACUAGCCUUUCACUUAAGCUUGCCUGGUAUCCAAGCUAGAGUCCCAGGCUCCUCCAAGGGACUGAGGCCACCAUGGCUCAGGAGAAGUCCCUCAUCCUGUUCCCACUGUUAGUCCUGGUGCUGUUAGUGCUGGGGUGGGUCCAGCCUUCCCUGGGCAAGGAAUCACGGGCCAUGAAGUUCCAGCGGCAACACAUGGACCCAGGCGGCCCCAGCAACAACUCCAACUACUGCAACCAAAUGAUGAGGCGCCGGAAUAUGACAAAGGGAUGGUGCAAGCGAGUGAACACCUUCGUGCACGAGCCUCUGGUAGAUGUCCAGGCCGUUUGCCUCCAGGGAAACAUCACCUGCAAGAAUGGGGAGCCCAACUGCCACAAGAGCAACUCCAGCAUGAAUAUCACAGACUGUCAUGAGACGAGUGGCUCCAAGUACCCCAACUGUGACUACCAGACCAGCCACAAAGAGAGGCACAUCAUCGUGGCCUGUGAGGGAAACCCAUACGUGCCCGUCCACUUUGAUGCUUCAGUAGAGGUCUCCAUCGGAGAUCAGAGCAGUGAGAUGCCCCUCGAGUCAUCUGUCUCUCCCUCAUCCUUGCUACCACUGAGGGAAAUGACUCAAGCUGCAGGCCCAGAAAAGCAGCAAAACCAAAUGAAGCAAUGACAUCCUGGCUUUGGGACCAGAUGCAAUGACUAAUGAUCUCCUACCCUAGUACCAACCAAUCAGUAGAGACCACCACCUUGAAAGGACACACUUGGAAAGCUGAUGAAUAUUCUGCUGAAAUCCUCCCCUGAGACCUCUUCAAAAAUCCACGCCUUUGGAAAAUACAUAAAAGCCAUCAAGAUGAAGAAGGACCAGGUCUCUCUCUCUCUCUCUCUCUCUCUCUCUCUCUCUCUCUCUCUUGCCCACACCUUGCCCUAUCCCCUUCCUCCCUCAGGUGCACUCUCUCUCUAGAGCACUCCCAAGCCUUUCCUUCCCCCUUUCUUCCAUCAGGUGCAUUGUCUUUGAUUUCUUUCUCCUAAAGCUCCAAGGCCCUUGUUUGCCUCUGUAACUUGCUUCCUGAGUCCAUGCAGUCUAGCUGGCUUACUUCUUCCAUGGGUCACUUUUUUUACCCUGUGACGUUCUAAAUAAACUUUUGCUUGUACUACA
Myotis lucifugus (little brown bat) is the source of this 1165-nucleotide messenger RNA. RefSeq names its product ribonuclease pancreatic. NCBI's taxonomy places the organism in Eukaryota, Metazoa, Chordata, Mammalia, Chiroptera, Vespertilionidae. The record is from RefSeq and is a predicted model, not a curated record. The transcript is spliced from 3 exons. Gene Ontology annotation, molecular function: nucleic acid binding; RNA nuclease activity. The coding region runs from base 95 to 679 and encodes 194 amino acids.